CUCCCUCCCCGCCCCCUCCCAGCCGUCCCCUCCCCGUCGGCCCGCCUGCCCAGCCUUUAGCCUCCCUCCCACCGCCUCUGUCUCCCUCUCUCCAAGAACUGCCCAGGAGUGAGCAGCUGCUUUCGGUCGGCCCGACGGACGCACGGACGCACGGACGCACGGACGCACGGACGACGGCCUGCCACCCCAGCCCGCCAACCAGCCAACCUACGCCUGGCUGCUGCCCCUCCCCAGGCACGUCGACCAUGCGGCCCCUGUGGCUCCUCAUGACCCUGCUGGCCCUGAGCCAGGCCCUGCCCUUUGAGCAGAAGGGCUUCUGGGACUUCACCCUGGAUGACGGGCUGCUCAUGAUAAACGACGAGGAGGAGGCUUCAGGCGCCGACACGACCUCGGGCGUCCCGGACCUGGACUCCCUUCCGCCCACCUUCAGCGCCAUGUGUCCUUUCGGCUGCCACUGCCACCUGCGAGUUGUUCAGUGCUCCGACCUGGGUCUGAAGUCUGUGCCCAAAGAGAUCUCGCCUGACACCACGCUGCUGGACCUGCAGAACAAUGACAUAACCGAGCUCCGUAAGGAUGACUUCAAGGGCCUCCACCACCUCUAUGCCCUCGUCCUGGUGAACAACAAGAUCUCCAAGAUUCACGAGAAGGCCUUCAGCCCGCUGCGAAAGCUGCAGAAACUGUACAUCUCCAAGAACCACCUGGUGGAGAUCCCACCCAGCCUGCCCAGCUCACUGGUAGAGCUCCGUAUCCAUGACAACCGCAUCCGCAAGGUGCCCAAGGGCGUGUUCAGCGGGCUCCGGAGCAUGAACUGCAUCGAGAUGGGUGGGAACCCCCUGGAGAACAGCGGCUUUGAACCCGGAGCCUUCGAUGGCCUGAAGCUCAACUACCUGCGCAUAUCAGAGGCCAAGCUCACCGGGAUCCCCAAAGACCUCCCGGAGACCCUGAAUGAACUCCAUCUGGACCACAACAAGAUCCAGGCCAUCGAGCUCGAAGACCUGCUCCGCUACUCCAAGCUGUACAGGCUGGGCCUGGGCCACAACCAGAUCCGGAUGAUCGAGAACGGGAGCCUGAGCUUCCUGCCCACCCUGCGGGAGCUGCAUCUGGACAACAACAAGCUGUCCAGGGUGCCUGCUGGGCUCCCAGACCUCAAGCUCCUCCAGGUGGUCUAUCUACACUCCAACAAUAUCACCAAGGUGGGCGUCAACGACUUCUGCCCCGUGGGCUUCGGGGUCAAGCGGGCUUACUACAACGGCAUCAGCCUCUUCAACAACCCCGUGCCGUACUGGGAGGUGCAGCCUGCUACCUUCCGCUGCGUCACCGACCGCCUAGCCAUCCAGUUCGGCAACUACAAAAAGUAGAGCCUGCUGCAGCCAUCAUGGUGGCCCCUGUGGGGGUCCCCACAGAGCACAGCCAGCUGUCCCUAUGGGGAGACGAAGCAAGGAAGCCAAGCCUGUGCCCAGCUGCAUCCAGCCAGCCACCACCUUGGGUCCCUGGCCCCAACUCGAUGCCCAUCACGGCCUCUCCCUGGCUCCCAUGUGUGUAGUGGGCCCAAGGCCCAGCCCCCAUCACACGCCCCUCGGCUUCUGAGUUGCCCCUGCUCACCCACUACAGCCACCUGGAACACCCAUCAACUCCUUUGUCCUUCACCUCACAAGCCACCUUCCGAGGCCCCAUGGGCCUGUGGGCG
Molecule: messenger RNA, 1687 nt
Organism: Carlito syrichta (Philippine tarsier)
Lineage: Eukaryota; Metazoa; Chordata; Mammalia; Primates; Tarsiidae
Gene: BGN
Product: biglycan
Exons: 8
Coding region: 246-1358 (370 amino acids)
Molecular function (GO): protein binding
Source: RefSeq, a predicted model, not a curated record